This is a messenger RNA of Schistosoma guineensis, 195 nucleotides long. Lineage: Eukaryota; Metazoa; Platyhelminthes; Trematoda; Strigeidida; Schistosomatidae. The record is from the annotation of a GenBank genome assembly.
AUGACUAAAGAACAAUAUCAUUCAGAUUUUGAAAUGGGAAGUGAUACAGAUGAGUCAGAUGAUAAUUCCAUUGAUCAUGAAGAUUUUUAUCGACCUAAAAACAGAGAACCUAUUGAUAAUACAGAAGUAAAAUUGACAUUAAUGCAAAGAGCACGUAGACGUCCAGGUGAGUAUUCUACUUAUUCAUUAUUAUAA